AUGGCAAGACUGGUUCUGCUGUUCCUCCUUGCCGCAUCCGCUGUCGGGGACUUGGAAGGACAGAUGUCCGACUUCCGCAAUGACGAUCCGUCUGAGAGAAGGUGUGGCCCCUCUUUCUGUUUCGACCGGCAGACAGCAAAUUGCUUCCAGAAGCUGCCGGCUGAAGUUUGCAUGAAGGCCGUAUACAUGUGCGUUAGGUACAUGUUCACCGACACUACCUCACAGGAGUUCUGUGAGAAAGAGCGAAAAAGUGGAAACUCCGCCGUGAUUGACGCCCUGGCCGCAUCGGACUCCGAGACGGAGAAGAUGCAGCCGUUGCCCUUGCUGGAGGCAAUCUGGUUGAUGUCGCUCAUUCUUUUCGGUGUGGGCAUCAUCGUCAAGCAUGUUUUGGCUCAGCAGAAGAAGGAGAUUGCUGGACAGAUGUCCGACUUCCGCAAUGACGAUCCGUCUGAGAGAAGGUACAUGUUCACCGACACUACCUCACAGGAGUUCUGUGAGAAAGAGCGAAAAAGUGGAAACUCCGCCGUGAUUGACGCCCUGGCCGCAUCGGACUCCGAGACGGAGAAGAUGCAGCCGUUGCCCUUGCUGGAGGCAAUCUGGUUGAUGUCGCUCAUUCUUUUCGGUGUGGGCAUCAUCGUCAAGCAUGUUUUGGCUCAGCAGAAGAAGGAGAUUGCUGGACUGAACAUGCCACUGUUAUGCGAUGUGGUGUAA
Symbiodinium sp. CCMP2592 is the source of this 711-nucleotide messenger RNA. NCBI's taxonomy places the organism in Eukaryota, Dinophyceae, Suessiales, Symbiodiniaceae. The record is from the annotation of a GenBank genome assembly.